Messenger RNA from Oppia nitens, 1772 nucleotides. It is a transcript of the gene Tsp97E, whose product is annotated as tetraspanin-13-like. The transcript is spliced from 5 exons. The coding region runs from base 1128 to 1772 and encodes 214 amino acids. NCBI's taxonomy places the organism in Eukaryota, Metazoa, Arthropoda, Arachnida, Sarcoptiformes, Oppiidae. Gene Ontology annotation, cellular component: membrane. The record is from RefSeq and is a predicted model, not a curated record.
UAUAUUAUAAUUUUGUAGAUAUUUUAAUUUUUUAACAAAUAAUAAUCAAUUUUAUUAUAUUUGAUAAAAUGAUAUAAUGUUAGCAAAAGUUGAGUACAUUUUGUAAUUAAAUACUAAAUAGACUUUCCUUUAAUAUAAAAUACGCCUCACUUUUCAUUUAAUUUCAAAAGCACUUCAAUUCAUACAAAUCAUAUAAAAAUGACUUUUUUUUUGACACAUUUAUUGUUGGCUUAAAACAUAACAUUUGCUGUAAUUUGUUGUGAAGUAGUGAUAAUAUGUGUAAAAUUGGUUGAAAAUUGUUUUAAAAAAUAGUUGAAACAAAUAUUAAAUGCAAAUGCAAUGCAUUUUUAUAAACUUUUGACAACAGUUCACAUAUAGUGACGUCUAAUGCCUUUUCAUUUAGUUUUUAGUCAAUGUUUACAAAUAAUUGAGUAUUAGUUUAGACAAUGACUGACACAUUGAAUGAGUGUUUAAAUCAAUGACCGAAGUGUAUGACUGUAUGUCCUAAAUGACUGCCCAUCCUAUCCAUACCCUAUGCAUACCCUAUCCAUAGAUGUAGUACUUAUAAUGUGAUCACUUGUUAACAUAACAGUAACAUUGAUUAACAAAAGGACAGCCCAUGUCUUGAAUGCCAUCCCUUAAGAGUUGUGUCUCAUACUGUCAUCCCUGAGCUCUACAUAUGAAACAUAAAAACAUCGAUUGAAUGGCUUUUUAUGUGAUAUUAAAAGUGAUGUCAAAACACAAUCAAUAUAACAGAGUCUGUCUUAUUGUUGAUAACACAGUGCUAUGACUCCACCCAUAGAUACUGAUAUUACCAGUGCUUUAUCCAACUGUUCACAAGACAUGACAGUACUGUGAAUAUCAUGUUUAACAGCUGUCACUCAAUUGGUUCUCAACUUCUUCUCGCAAUUAUAAACAUCUGUUUGUUAUUUAACUUAUAAAUCAUAUAAAUUGUUUGUCAAAAACUUUAAGCAUUUUCUAAUAAACGACAAUAUAUUGUAUAAUAAGUGCAUUAUUUUUAACACAAAAUUCAAUGUAUUUGAAGACACUAUUGUCCACACAAAACAAAUAUUAAUCAUCAAUAGUAUCACUGAAUAGAUCUCAUUUGAAUUGUCAUAAUCAUCAAAAUGUGUGGCGGAUUCACGUGUACUAAGAAUGCUCUGACGGCUCUUAAUUUAAUAUAUAUCUUGGUUUCAAUUAUCCUGAUAUCGGUGGCCGCCUAUGGUAUGGCCGCCAGUAAAGUAACGAGUAUUUCGAUAAUCGGUGGUAUCAUUGCCUGCGGAGUAUUCCUAUUGUUGUUGUCGUUGUUAGGAUUGGUUGGCGUCCGAAGUCACCAUCAAGUGAUGCUAUUUUUUUAUAUGGUUGUAUUGUUCAUCUUAUUUGUUGUACAAUUCAGUAUUGCCUGCGCUUGUCUGGCAUUCAGUAGUCAACAACAGUCACAAUUGGCCCAAAAAGGUUGGAAUACUGCAUCCAAACGGAUCCAACAGAAAGCACAAGUAUUUUAUGAUUGUUGCGGUUAUGAGACCAACAAUACUAUAAAUCUGAUACUUGACAGAGACUGUCCCAAUGUUAAGUGUUGUCAAGAUAUAGACAAUUGCCAAAACUCGUGUCAUCCCUGCGCUCCUCAGAUCAAAAAAGCCAUCAAAAAUGCAUUGGAAAUCUCAGGUUACGUCGGAUUAUUCUUUAGCUUUACGGAGUUUAUCGGUGUUUGGCUAACAGUGCGUUAUAGAAACCAGAAAAAUCCCAGAGCUGAUCCCAGCGCUUUUCUCUAA